This is a messenger RNA of Arachis ipaensis, 1196 nucleotides long. RefSeq lists its product as uncharacterized. The record is from RefSeq and is a predicted model, not a curated record. Gene Ontology annotation, molecular function: zinc ion binding. NCBI's taxonomy places the organism in Eukaryota, Viridiplantae, Streptophyta, Magnoliopsida, Fabales, Fabaceae.
CAGAUUGAUACAUUUGUACGAGCAUUCAGAAUUUUAUGCCUUUAACAUUGUCAUUGUUCCACAAUUGCUGUUAGAAAAGUUUGUUACCGGUUAAAUGAAUAAUGACAUCUCCAUGUUAGCUUUGUGCCUUGUGUGUCAAGAGUCACGCUUUUUGGAUAUGGAUUCAUUCACCUAUGCUAACUAGAUUUAUAUGUUAGACAAAAGGACAAAUAGGUCCCUGAGCUUUUGGCCCGUGGACAUUUUCGUCCCUGAGCAUUUGAAAAUACUUUUAAAUCCCCGACCUUAGCAAAUUUUGGACGGAUGAGUCCCUCCGUGGAUUUGCCUCCGCCGGACCCAUCGGAGAAGUCUGAUCUGGCUCCCCUGAGGAUGACAUGGCACGCUUGGUUGACAGCUGGACUGCUGAGUAGAAAGUUCCCUUCGAAAAUUGGACAAUGAAGUCCCUGCACCACUAAACUACGUCGUUUUGCCACCCUACCCUAAUUCUUAAAUUGAUUGCCCUUGUUUCUGGAGGCCAGUGGUGAGGAGUUGGACGUGCAUCAACCAUGGCUGCUAAUGGAGCAUCAGCAACAUCGAGAAGAAGCCACAUGGGAGUAAGAGAGGAAGAUUCUGCCUCAAGCUCAAACCUUUAUGUUCUUUACGACGGAGACCCGAAGGACGAUGUCGCCCGGAGAUGCUUCUGUGGAGUUUAUGCGAUAAUGUAUAUGUUGAGGAUGAUUAGGAACCCAAACAGAGUCUUCAUGGGUUGCCCAUUCUAUAAGGGAAACCAACCGCACUGCAAGUUUUUUCUUUGGGUGGAUGAGCAUUUGGCUAGAAUUGGAAGCAGUGGUUGCGUCUUUGAUAAAAGACCUGUGGUUGAGAAAGAGCCAGAAGUUGUUGAAGAGGAUGAGGGAUUCCAUCAUAGGAUUGCUAUUUUGGAGGAGAAGGUUACUGUGCUGGAGAAGAAAAAAAACCCCUUAGCUUGUUGUGUUGUUAUUGUUGUAUGUGCUGUUGUGGCUGCAUUUUAUGUUUGUAGUGACUGAUAAAUGAAUUUUAGAAGGUAGAGUUGGAAAAUGUGUUGAUUCUGGUUUCUGUUUUGUAAUGAAACAUGGUCUUUAGGGAACAUUUGUAUCCUAUUAUCUAUGUAAAUGCAGUUAAAGUUAUGAUAUCAAUUGGGUGUUGAAAUUAUGUUGUCAAUAUGUGAAGAAGCCUUGAAUGAU